UCUCACUCAAACACUCUUGGUCUUUUCUUCCUUUCGUUGCUAUCGUUGCUAUGCGCCCGUCGCUAUCCGCACCGCCUUUCUUCACCUCCCGUUUUGUUCUCUCCCCGCCCGCCCUUUUCCUUUUGUGUUCGCAACGCCUUCCUUUCGUGCUUUGACCCUUCCUUCUUUGUAUAAAUGCGCUCCCUGCACUUCGCCUCUCCUCCAAACACUUCGCAUCACAUCGCCGUUUCCCUCUUCACCUAUGUCUCUUGCAAUAAUCGACGGUUUCUUUGCUCUCGCCAAUGGUCGCCGUGUUGCUGCCGCGCCAAAGCCUGGAACUGUUCCCGAUAACCCUUCUCGACCUGCCCGUAUGCUCUUUAUUGAGUACGACACCACUAUCAUGUGCACGAAUGGACAGCACGUUCCCGCCCGCCUUCGCGUUUAUUCACACCCUACGAAUAAUCCACUCCCCGACAACGUCGUCGUUGCCUUGAAGGCGAAGAUGUACUUGCCCUCCCCACCUUCCGAUGACACUCUUCUCUCCCCUGAUGCUCCCAUUCUGCUUGAGGGCAUUGUAUGUGAGCCAUUCCCGGGCGACCCCGCUUUGGACUCUUACGAAGAGAGUGUUCCGUCUCUCUUGAGCCCCUACGUUUUUGUGGUCGGCACAGUCUCCUCCGCUGUUGAGAUCUCCGAUGGGAACCGUACAUUCUCUGUUUCAUUUGCCGAGUAUGUCCGCGACUCCAUCCAGUUUAGCUCCGUCGUAUGCGUACUCGAUGGCAAAAGCCCUCGAUGGAAGAAUACCCCUUCCCCCGUCCUGUCCUCAUGUGUUGCCGUAUUCGGUCUUUGCGAGUCGUUUAACCGCUCUCUACGUGUUGGCGCUGUUCACUUGGCGCUCAACUGCAGGCCUCAGGAUGCGCACUCACUUGCUACCUCGGACUCUCCCGGUGCCGGGCCUCCCACAAAAAAGCGCCGUUUCCAGGCUACUGUUUCUCCUCUCGCUUCCUCUCCUGCCAAUGCUCAGGCUGGUCCAUCGAAUGCUCAGCCUGGCCCUUCCCAUUCCUCCCCUCCCCCUGCCGCUACGGCUCCUGAACCCGAGUCCCCAUCUCCACCUUCCAAAUCAAAACGAACAACAAAGCCUCGCGCCGCCGCCAAGCCUACCAGGGCCUCUCUCCGCUCCAAGCAAGCAAUCGCACUUCCCUCCGAGCCGAACACAGACAGCAAUCAGCUACUCCCUCCUCCGGCGGAAGACGAAGACAUGUAUCCUGACGUCCCCCCUCCCGAGGCCUUUGGCGUUUCUGUGCCGCCUUCCCUUGAUAAGGGUAAGGGAAAGGCCACUGACAGCAGUCUAUAA
Messenger RNA from Coprinopsis cinerea okayama7#130, 1330 nucleotides. RefSeq lists its product as hypothetical. NCBI's taxonomy places the organism in Eukaryota, Fungi, Basidiomycota, Agaricomycetes, Agaricales, Psathyrellaceae. The record is from RefSeq and is a predicted model, not a curated record. Bases 242 to 1330 code for a protein of 362 amino acids. The transcript has 2 exons.